Messenger RNA from Zasmidium cellare ATCC 36951, 2295 nucleotides. Its product is annotated as glycoside hydrolase family 55 protein. Gene Ontology annotation, molecular function: polygalacturonase activity. Bases 1 to 2295 code for a protein of 764 amino acids. NCBI's taxonomy places the organism in Eukaryota, Fungi, Ascomycota, Dothideomycetes, Mycosphaerellales, Mycosphaerellaceae. The record is from RefSeq and is a predicted model, not a curated record. The transcript has a single exon.
AUGACAAGAUCUCUCAUCUACGGCCUGUAUAUCUAUCUUCAAUUGACUCGAUUUUCGGACGCUCUACCAGUUCUUUCAAACAACACUGUUGCCUCCACGAAUACGACCGUCAACGACAGCAAGAAACUUACAACAGAGGCUACAUCAGCUUGGUGGUUUCCCAAUCUUGACCACACCUCAGGCACCGUCCGCGACUACGUACCAUUCCUCAGGACCCCCGACUACCCAGUCUACAAAUCUGUCUCAUCGGGAAACUCGGCAGCUUUUCGCAAAGCCCUGUACGCAGAUGGUCCGAAUGGAGACCGUGAUAACUUCUGGCUCGCCGGUCAGCCCAGAGUCGUCUACCUCGCACCUGGAACAUAUGUUCUCGAUUCAACAAUCUACCUCGACACAGAUACCGUCAUCAUUGGUGACGCAGCAAAUCCGCCUACCAUUCGAGCCGCUGCAGGUUUCUCAGGCGACUAUCUCAUCUGUGGCGGACAGGGUGGCGAUACUGCUUCCGGGGGAGAGCUUCACUUCUCUGUCAUGAUCAAGAAUAUUGUUCUAGAUACGAGCUCGAACUCUGCCAAGACCGACUUCGUAGCAUUGAGCUGGCGUGUAGCUCAGAACACGGCGCUUGCCAACGUCAAGAUCCAGAUGCCAUCCAAUGCCCACACUGGAAUUUGGAUGGGCCAGGGGUCGGCUGUCUCUGUCGGCGAUGUCAAGUUCUAUCAGGGGAGCGUUGGCAUGCACUAUGCUGGGCUUCAACAGGCCACACUCAAGAAGAUGGAGUUCCAUGGCUGCACUACCGGCAUCAGGAUUGACAAUGGAUUCACAGUCAACGUACAUGCACCUAUCUUCGACACAGUCGGCUUCCCGAUCGUUCUCAACUCAGGAGGUCCUUGGGUAUCCGUCAUCGACGCCAUCUCUACAAAUUCGGGGACCUUCUUCACCAGUAAUGUCGGAUACCCGAAUUUUAUGCUGGAAAACAUCUCGCAAAGCGCUGGCAACUCACCGGUCGUGGUCGUGGGCGGUCAGACGAAGAUCAAGUAUCAGACAUCUGUCGGCACAUACGUCUACGGCAAUACCUAUGGGGCAAACCCAAUCUACCAGACCGACCCACAGAUCAAGUCGGUGCCGCGUCCGGCAUCCCUAGCUCCUGGCGGAAAAUACCCAGCUUUAACGGCACCACAGUACCACUAUGCUGUGGCAGGUGAUGUUGUCAACCUCAAGAAUCCGAAACGAAAUGGUGGCUUCCAUUUGUAUGGAGAUGGAUCUACCGAUGACACCUCGGCCUUGCAAGGAGCGCUCAACUUUGCUGCUUCGCAAGGUAAAAUCGCUUAUCUACCUUACGGGAUCUAUCGCGUGUACAAGACAGUCACGAUUCCAGUUGGCACACGACUGAUCGGUAAUGCCUGGUCGACGAUAUCUGGAUUUGGUCCUGCCUUCAAAGACGAAUCAAAGCCAACGCCGAUUGUAAGAGUCGGUGCUCCCGGAGCUGUUGGAAAGGCAGUCAUCCAAGACAUGCGGUUCACCGUCGGCGAAGCUCUACCCGGAGCCAUCAUACUGCAAGUCAACAUGGCUGGUCACCAGCCUGGCGAUGUGGCUAUUUUCAAUUCUCUCCUCACUGUUGGCGGCACUCGCGAUACUCAGCUCAGCUGUUCGAGCGAAGCCAACUGCAAAGCUGCAUAUCUCGGCCUUCAUCUGUCAACAACAUCAUCAGCAUACAUUGACAACUUCUGGUCCUGGCUCGCUGACCACGCUUCCGACUCCAGCAACGUCAGAACCCGCACAGCCGGUAAAGGCGGAAUUUUCGUCGAAGCAAGGAAAGGCACCUGGCUCGCCGGAGUGGCGAGCGAACACUGGUGGCUCUACCAAUUCAACUUCAACAACGCCAAAAACAUCUUCAUGUCCCUGAUUCAGUCAGAGACGAACUACAAUCAAGGAACAAAUGCCGUGGUGACCCCUCCCUCUCCUUUCGUGGCGAGACCGAAGGAUCCCGCGUUUGCAUGGUGUCAUGGUGAGGCGAACAGCAGCGACUCGGAUUGCCCAAUGGGCCCUGCACAGUUCUACGAUGGCGGAGACUCGAUUUUUCAAUACGCGGCUGCGAGUUGGAACUUCUUUGGUGGUGAAGAGACGACAAUGAAUGUCAUACGGAAAAGUCCAACGAAUCUACAUCUUUAUGGACUUUGCGACCACGACGCCAAGUAUAUCAUGAGGCUUCCGGACGGAUCACGCUUUGGGAACGGUCCAAACGACGGAUUUGGCGGAAGUUGGGGAACUGUUGUUGCUGAGUAUUCUACCGCGGCUGCGUGA